Molecule: messenger RNA, 828 nt
Organism: Geosmithia morbida
Lineage: Eukaryota; Fungi; Ascomycota; Sordariomycetes; Hypocreales; Bionectriaceae
Product: Pfam:DUF2343
Exons: 2
Coding region: 1-828 (275 amino acids)
Biological process (GO): proton transmembrane transport; potassium ion transport
Cellular component (GO): mitochondrial inner membrane
Source: RefSeq, a predicted model, not a curated record
AUGAUGCGCCUAUACCUCCUACCUAUAUCGACGCGACGGACGCUCCUAUACGCACAGCGACUCCAGCAGCAGCCCGGUACCGCGGCGGCGGCCAGCAGCACUGCAGGCUAUGUCGACCGAGCCGUGGAAGUCGCAGCGCGCAAGUGGGCGCAGUGGGAGAGCAAGGAAUCCGGCUGGCAGCGCAAGGUGACCGAGUACGGCAACCAUGCGCUGCGCCGCAUCCCGUACGAGGAGUGGGGGCUCAAGUCGGUGCCGCCGCUGUCGUCGCAUCGUCGGCAAAUCGAGUCGACGGGCCAGGACAAGGUGCAGCUCGUGUUCCCCGGAGGCGUGAUACCCUCAACUAAGGCUGGGCCGCUGGCGCUCAAGCUGGCUACGGAGAGGGAGGCUCUGCAUAGGAAGAGGUUGAUGUGGUGUGUCGUCGCCAUGCCGUUUACAAUUCCCGUCGGCAUAUUGCCAGUAGUACCCAAUCUCCCUUUCUUCUACCUAGUAUACCGCUCGUGGUCUCACUGGCGCGCUAUCCAAGGCGGCAAACACAUCCAGUGGCUUGUCCAGAACAACCUCCUCAUCGACUCUCCCAGUCCCCAGCUCGACGGGCUAUACCCCGAGAAGCCCCCGCAGCACGACGAUUCCCCCGACGCGCCGGAGACCGUUCUCCUCAAGCAGGAUGACGUUCCCAGCUUCUCCAAGACCCUGGAUAUGCCGGUCCUCUCGGUAGAAUUAGAGCGCGCUAUAUGGCAGGUUGAGAAGACAGUCGAGGGAGGAUCCGGAAAGAAGGCGGGGGAGGAAAAAUCCGGUAAUGGUACGAAGAAAGAUGGGAAGCAGGCAUGA